Molecule: messenger RNA, 7056 nt
Organism: Platichthys flesus (European flounder)
Lineage: Eukaryota; Metazoa; Chordata; Actinopteri; Pleuronectiformes; Pleuronectidae
Gene: skila
Product: SKI-like proto-oncogene a
Exons: 8
Coding region: 374-2683 (769 amino acids)
Biological process (GO): negative regulation of BMP signaling pathway
Cellular component (GO): nucleus
Molecular function (GO): DNA-binding transcription factor activity, RNA polymerase II-specific; SMAD binding; RNA polymerase II cis-regulatory region sequence-specific DNA binding
Source: RefSeq, a predicted model, not a curated record
GACAGACAGACAGGCAGCCAGACGAGAGACGCCCCCGCAUAGUUUCCGUCAGCCCGGUGACGUCUCCGCCUCUCAGCCCGUGUGCAGCGUGACGUCGCUCGGCUGUAGUGGAGCCUCUCGCUGCGUCUUGUUGACGGUCCUCUAGGCUCAGUACGGAGAAGAGCCCGGGAGAGAGAGGACGACACACGCCGAGACUCAGCCUCAGCGUCCAGGAAACGGAUCAGAGCUCGUCAAACUUCAGUCAACAACAUGCAUGUGUCUCACAACCAGAAGAUUUGUGUCAUUUGAAAAGACUUAGGAGGGAGGAAAAACACUCUGAGGAAUACAAGAACUCAGUCAGCUGACAGAAACAACAGUAACCCAGUGCUUAGACAUGGCCAGCACCCAGACCAGUUUGAAAACCCCCUUCAAAGACUUGACCUCAUUCAAGGGCAACAUGAAACGGCUGUACAGAGAGCGGCUGGAAGACGCACCCAUAAAGAAGCGACUAAUGGCGGAGAUCAACCUGAAGCGUCGCAGCACGGAUUCCCUCCCCAAAACUCCCAAAGUGAAGAGGGAGCAGACCGAGGAUCUGUGCCACGACCCUGACAUGGAUUUCGCGGGCCAGGCUGAAUUGCAUGUGGCAGGCUCUGCUAAAGCCCUGGACCUGAGCCCUGGGCUCAAACACACACUAGCCCAGUUCACCCUCAGCAGCCAAAGCUCCCUCGGGGGCCCAGCUGCCUUCUCAGCCCGUACCGGCCAGGAGCAUUCCCAAGCCGGUAUGCCCUCCCCUCCUGUCUUGGGAGGGGGCCCUCUGCUGGUUCCCUGUGACAGCUCCACUGAACUCACCCACUCGCUGCUGGAAGGGGAGUCCAUCUCCUGCUUCGUUGUCGGGGGAGAGAAGCGUCUCUGCCUGCCCCAGGUGCUCAACUCUGUGCUCCGCGACUUCUCGCUGCAGCAGAUCAACACUGUGUGCGAUGAGCUCUACGUCUAUUGCUCACGCUGCGAUGCUGAGCAGCUGCACAUCCUUAAAGUGUUGGGCAUUCUGCCGUUCAACGCACCUUCAUGUGGCCUCAUUACACUGACGGAUGCACAACGGUUGUGCAACGCUUUGCUGCGCCCUGGAGCGGCUUUGCCUGCCGACCCCAGUGGUAAGCUGUCGGCCCAGGGCCUGCUGAAGGAGAGUGAAGCCAGCUUCCAGGUGGAGCACCAAUGUCUGGGGAAGUGCCAGGGUCUCUUUGUGCCCCAGUUCUACACCCAGCCAGAGGCGCCCUGCAUCCAGUGUGUUGAGUGCCAGUUGCUCUUUUCCCCGCAGAAGUUUGUCAUGCAUUCACACAAGUCACCUGAUAAGAGGACCUGCCACUGGGGCUUUGAUUCAGCCAAGUGGCCCUGCUACCUACAACUUGCCAGGAAGUACGAGGGAACGCCCGAGGAACCCAGGCUCCAGCAGCUCCUUGAUGAGGUCAAAGAGAAGUUCCACUACCAGCUCAAGAGGUCAAUAGACAAAAAGGCUGUGGAGGAGGAGGAGAGCCAGGUGAGGAAAUCCUCAGCAGACCUGUGCUCACCCAGUGGCAAGAUGGCCAAUACCUACCCUGCGAGAAAGGGAAAAACAUCUCCACCUGCUUUGGUCUUCAACCGUCUUUUUUCGGACAUUAAGGAGGAACCAGAACACCCCACCCUGGUCCAUCCCAGUUACUACCUGUACACAUAUGAUAAGAUGGUGGCUCCCAACAUGUCUCUGCAGCAUGAGGCGGAGAUGAGCCAGGAGAUGCUUGGAGCGCUGUUGAAACACCACUACAGCCGCAGAGUGCUGGGCCACGACGAGCCACCCAUGGAUCUUCACGCGUCGCCCCCUGUGGCUGCUGGCGCCGAGGAGGCCAAAUCCCAACAUGCCGCUGCUGCCUCGGCCACCGAGCGGGAAUGCCAGGCCCAGGCAGUUUCCAUGGAGACAAGCAGCCCGAGCUGCAAGAAAGCCUCCCACACCCCCGCCCACACCCCUCCUCCUCAUCCUCCUCCUCCUCCUGCGUCGUUGUUGACGGCGGUAUCGGAAGUAGUGGCUAAAGACACAGGCCCUGCCACAAGCGGCGCUGCAGUGGUGGUGGGGGGGCUGGAGGACGACAAGGACAGGAUUGUUGUGGAGAUCAUGCAGAUGUACAGCAGGCAGCAGGACAAGCUGAACUCCACCCUGCACAAGCAGCUGCAGCUGGAAUUGGAGCUGGAGGCGGUACGCGGGGGCGAGGCAGCGAGGUUACGGGAGCUGAGCGCCGAGCAGCGGGAGCUUCGCAGCGAGCUGGAGGCGGUGCACAGUGAGCAGGCGCGGCAGCUCAACCAGGCCCGCCAGGAGCAGCUGGAGCUGGAGACCCGUCUGGAGCAGCUCCGACAGCAGGCCUGCGCCUGCGAAAUGGGGGUACAGCGCCAACAAGAGGCCCACUACACCACACAGUUGUCGGAGCUUCGUCAGAGGCUGGAGCGGGCGGAGGCGGAUCGCCUGGAGCUGCAGGAGGAGCUGCGCCGGGAGCGGGAGGCUCGGGAGAAGCUGGAGCGCACGAUCGCCCAACUCAGGCAGCAGAUGGCCCGGUCUGGCACUGUGGGAGGCAGCCCCUCUCCUCCUCUCACCCCUUCCACCGGACCCCCUAGCGCCCACUCCCCGCCCUCCUCCUCUUCUUCCUCCAUCUCGGAGGCCCCAGCGUCUGGCCAAAACUAACUGCCACCCCUCCGGGCGCCUCCUUCCCUCCCUCAUUCCUCUUCGCCAUCACCCACAAACUCUACAGACACAAACAAAUCAGCCUGAAGCAGAACGGAGCUUCACAUCUCCUCAGGCUGUUUUUUAAGUUGUGCAUCUCAUUCUCCUCCCUUAUUAUUUCAGUGUAGGACUGACUUUUGUUUUUGUAAUUUAACAUCACUUAAAAGAAAAAGUUUUAUGGUGUUUUUUUUUUUUAUUAUUCUUUCUUUUGCUUCCUCUCUUCUCUUAAAACAGUAUUUAAAGAUUUUUGGGCAUGUAUGAUUUAAUUUAUAGUUUUUACUGAACAAACCGCUGCUUCACAGACAGGAGUUGGGUCACGUCGAGACCAACUCAACCAUCACUAUAUUUGUUCCAUCCUCACAUUGUCACCCUCCUCAUCCCUUCCCCUCUCGCUUGCUCUGGAUUCCGGAGCCAGUGACUUUGAGUUUUCAGACUUCAGCUCAGACACGGAUGCUCGACCCAGCUCCCCACGGACGUGUCAACUCACUGAUACUACCUGGCACAGCAGCCGGUGCCCACGGACACAAAAUGGCGCCUGGACGUGUGCCUCCUCUCCGUGUUUCUGUACCUUCAGCCCGGAUGCUCAAGUACCAGCGAAUGCAGGAAACUGCAUGGACAUUUCAAAAACGUUUUUUUGGGGUCCUUAAAAAACAAAGAAAGAAAAAUAUAACGUGUUAAAAUAUCAAAUCUAUAUUGAGGAGAAAAACCUUUACUGUACACAAAAAGACAUUAAGCAGAUGUUGUAAUAAAAAUAUGCCAGUAGUGACACUGAACUUGAAAUGAGUGUUUUGAGAGUGAUGCCCACGAGGUAAAAAGCGCUCAGACUGUCUGGCCUGGGCCCCAGCUGCCCCACACUCAGACCAACUUCCUCUUCACUCAGCUUGGCAGCACCUGGACUCUCCUGUUGUAGACCAAACAGUCUGUCGGUUGAGCCACCAGCUGCCCAGUGUCUCCUCUAACACCCCCCCCACAGCUCCCCACUCACUAGAGACCUCACACCUUCCAUCGCUGUGUGCUGGAGCCAUUGCCCUCUGCUGGGACACUCCUCAACACUGUGGUUUUCACCCACUUUGGCCUAGACAGGAAACACUGUGCUCUUUUCAGGCUUGGCAUGAACAAGCUCACGAGCGGUGUUAUGCACUUAAUGUGCUCUCCUCCUCCAGAGUCUCCUGGGAAAGGAAUGCGUCUGGACACGGGGGCAGGGUGAGCCGCCGAAGCUUUUAUAAGACAGAAGAAAGGCAAAGUCUCACAUGUGCAGUAGCUGCGCUGUGCUACAAUAAUACAUACGACAUCCCCACAUGCGUGCACACUCAAGUGUGUUAGGGCAGUGCAGGCAUUCAGGCGAAACAAUGGUCCCAGCGUUCCCAGCAGAUGAUCAAAGCUCCAGCGUGCCCCUGUUCCCUGGGCUUCCUCUGGUUUUUCAAUCAUUGGACUUCAUUGUUAGCAGACGGUUUUAUCCCCACCCUGUUUGUCAGAAUGUGGGUCGCAGGUGAAAGCAGUUAGUCCAGGAUGGUUUGGGCCCUGCUUCACGUUAAUCUGCCUGGCUGAACAAACAGCACCGGGAAGGGAGGGGAGGCUUGAGGGGAGCGCUCGGGGGGGACUGGUGCGCUCUCCCCCUCGGCAGGCUGGGUGGCCCGGACGCCAGGGGUACAGAGGGAGCCCGUUUUUUUUUGUUCUGUGCCGCCAGAAUGGGGGCAGCUGUUGUUGUCUGGGGGCCUCUGCCCAACCUCGGGUGAGACUGUACAGGAUCCCCCAUCUCUCAACGCGACUUCCCUCCUCUCCCACUGAACCGCCAUCCCUCACUCACUCUCACCUACCCGUCCAUCCGUCUCCAGUGCCAGAUCAGCUGGGGGUGUGCAGUGUUUUGUAGAAGCCCAGGGGAGCGAGCAGACAUCCAGCCAGAGGAAGAGAGGACUUUUAUUGUGUCAGUUGCCAGGCAAAAGCGCUUUUUAUUGCCACUGAGGAAAUCCCUGUAAGCGAGUGUGUGUGUGUGUGUGUGUGUGUGUGUGUGUGUGUGUGUGUGUGUGUGUGUGUGUGUGUGUGUGUGUGUGUGUGUGUGUGUGUGUGUGUGUGUGUGUGUGUGUGUGUGUGUGUGUGUGUGUGUGUGUGUGUGUGUGUGUGUGUGUGUGUGUGUGUGUGUGUGUGUGUGUGUGUGUGUGUGUGUGUGUAAAUAAUUGUUUAAAAAGAGAAGGGGAUCAGCCUCGGCUAAACUCUGAGCUUUUUUAUGCAUCUGCUCUAAAUGCAAAUUGAUAGACAUUCCACUGUGCCCCAUCCUGUUCAAUGCAGAUUUUCUUACACAGCUUCCCUUUACAAUAACAGAUCUUAAAGACUGGGCCGGGUGCAGUUGUGGUUUGUUGAUGGUCACAAGUGCAGGUGCAGGUGCAAGCCAGUUAAAUCGAAACCCAUGCCACAGAUGUACACUCUACUGUUGUUCCAUUUAAACCUUUAUUGAAAUUAUGAAAGAAAAUAUUUAACGUAUUAACUAAAGAUUUAUAUUCACUUUGUAAAUACUGUAGUCAUUAAUAUAUUAACUGUUCUUAUAAGAAUAAUCUUCAAAAGGUUAUAUAUAAAUUGGACCAGAACUUAGGCUCCAGACGGCCUAAAUGUUUUUGCUUUCUUUUUUAAAAAAGUGAUCUUUGCAGAUAACUGAAUUGACUUUGAUCGGGUGGAUGUGGGGGAGAGACACGCAUGGUUUACUGAGACAUGACGCAGGACAAAGGCUUAAUAGGAAAAAUGAUACUUUGUUACACACGUUCCCCCUUUGCUGAAAACUGAUGCAUUUGUUUGUUGUGGAUUUCACCUUUGACGGACUUUUGAACUUGUAAUGUAACAAGCUUUUUUAUCCUCUUUGUCAAAAAAACUGCCCCCUGAGCUAAAUUCAAACUAUUUGUUUACGAAAAAUCAUUUUUUGGGAAAAGAAAAGAAAAUUCUAAUGUUUUUAUUUUUUUUGCAUGUUUGCUUCCCCUUAUGUUUAGUGUCACUAGGCCUCUCUAUCAAUCAGUUUAUUGUGAAAAAAAAAAAAUCCCCCAAUGUUAGACACAAAAUAUUGAGAUGGCUCAUAUGCAUGAACAUUGAAUAUGUGCAAGUUUUGUCAUUAUUGAUUCCAGAGGCUAAUAUAAAGUCAGAGUCAGAUUAUGAAAAACAAGUAAUGUAGCCUAAUUCGGAAAUAUUACACUGUGUGUGUGUGUGUGUGCGCGCUUGUGUGUGCGUUUGAGAGUGAGAGAUGAGCUCCCACGUCUGACUGAAACACGGCAGCUUUGAAAGGGAAAGAGAGAAACUUGCUCCUGUAGCUCUGGAUGUGUUAUUUUUUUUCUGAUUUGAGAUCAUAUAUCCUCGUCUGUAAAGAUGAUCAGUAUUAGUUUUUUUCUUUUUGACUUAAUUACCUCUUCUGCAGAACAAUGAAAAAAAAAAAAAAAGAAUCAUUUGAGUUCAUCACGUUUGCAAAUACCUAAUAUGUAGUUUUUCUUUCUGUGUAAUUAGCAUUUUAUACACAAGGGGGCGAUGUUUAUCUUUCUCUAAUUGUGCUCUGUAAUGAGAAAAGGACUAAGUAAGCAUGGAGAGAGAGAGAGAGUCUCCUGUAACAUGGCGUCCUGGGCCUUUUUGCAUUUUGCAGUGUUAAGAGAACUUGGAUUCAGCUUUGUACAGAAUUUUUACAGGUGUGAAUUUUUGCCCAACCAAGUAAAAAAGGAGGAAGACAGAGCCAGGCUUUACCACAAAAACAUAUUUUAAUACAAACACUGGUGAACAGAUCCACGGUUGAACUGUUGUAGGUGGUUUGCUUUGUAGUUGGGUGUUUAAUUUUCAGCCAGUAGUUAUUCUGUGCCGCUGUGGGAGGAGUCUGAAGUGCAGGGCCGCGUUGUUGAUUGGUCGCACAGAUCACUGGCUACGAAGAAUAUUAUGAUUUCAUGUCCACACAUCCUGUUAUAGAUAUUAAAAAAAAAUAUUUAUGGCUUUGCUAAAUAAGAUCCCUCUUCCCCCCUCGAUGCUGUUCUUAAAAAUGAAUCGCAGUGUCCGUGUAUGACCAUUGCAUACGUUGCCAAUACUACAGUGUGAUGAGACUUUUGUUCUUGCAUGAAUCGAGACACUGUUCUCCUACCUCAUGUUGUGAUAUAAAAAGAUGUUUUUUAAGCAGAAGACACUGCAUCUCUAACUGUUUAUCAUCAUUGAUACUUACUAUUAAAUGACAUACCUGUAAAUGCUUUAGCUAAUACCUCAGUUGUAUCUAGUGUUUGUUUUUUUCCGUUUUUGCCCUUCCCUGAUUUCAGAUCUUGUAAAUAUGCCCUGUAUAGACAAUGAACUUGGAUCAAAUUCAAGUAAAGUUCUGUAGUGUCGAA